This is a messenger RNA of Ilyonectria robusta, 1500 nucleotides long. Its product is annotated as aldehyde dehydrogenase domain-containing protein. The record is from RefSeq and is a predicted model, not a curated record. NCBI's taxonomy places the organism in Eukaryota, Fungi, Ascomycota, Sordariomycetes, Hypocreales, Nectriaceae. The transcript has 2 exons. The coding region runs from base 1 to 1500 and encodes 499 amino acids. Gene Ontology annotation, molecular function: aldehyde dehydrogenase (NAD+) activity.
AUGUCAGAUCCAACUCUUCAGCUCAAUCUCACUGCGCCUAAUGGAUUGAAAGUGUCUCUAAACUCGGGGCUGUUCGUUGACAAUCAGUUUGUUACUGCCAUCGGACAGAGUAAAAUCACACCUAUUGAUCCCGCUACUGGAACCGAGAUAUGUUGUGUUGAGUCGGGAUCCUCAGAAGAUGUCGAUCGUGCCGUGAAAGCCGCAAGAGCAGCACUCAAUCAUACAUCAUGGCGUGAUCUCUCAGGAUCUGAGCGAGGUUCGAUCAUUACAAAGUUCGCGGAUCUUAUUCACGACCAUCGAGAGAUGUUAGCCACCAUCGAGGCCUGGAAUGGCGGCAAAACGUACACCGCAGUCCUCCAGAUGGAAAUACCGGCUGCAGUGGGGUGCCUUCGUUACUACGCAGGGUGGGCGGAUAAGCUUCACGGCCAAACAAUUCCAACCCAUUCAAAGAAAUUUGCAUAUACAGUGAGGCAACCUAUCGGUGUAUGUGGCCAGAUUAUUCCUUGGAAUUAUUCCAUUCUCAUGGCUGCUUGGAAACUGGGCCCAGCCCUAGCUACCGGCAACACGAUUGUCCUGAAGCCCGCUGAACAAACGCCACUAUCAAUGCUUUACAUUGCCAACCUCAUUCCUCGGGCUGGAUUCCCUCCCGGAGUAAUCAAUGUCAUCAAUGGCUAUGGCAAGGAUGUCGGUCAUGCGCUGGCAAGCCACUUAGAUGUGGACAAAAUCGCAUUCACUGGGUCGACUGAAACUGGGCGUACGAUUCAGAAAAGUGCAAGCGUUAAUCUGAAGAACUUGACGUUAGAGACCGGGGGAAAAUCACCACUCAUAGUAUUUGAUGACGCUGACAUUGAGCAAGCAGCGCGGUGGGCUCACAUCGGCAUCAUGAGCAAUCAAGGUCAGAUUUGCACUGCCAACUCACGGUUGCUUGUUCAAUCAGGCGUAUACAAGCAAUUUGCGGCCCGGUUUGUUGAAAUUGUCAAGUCUUACAAAGUUGGCGAUCCUUUUGACUCCGAUACCUUUCAAGGACCGCAGAUCACAAGGGAGCAUUUGGAUAAGAUCUUAUCAUAUGUCGCAUCAGCGGAAGAGCAAGGUGCAACUUUGUUAACCGGCGGCAAGGCAUGCGAUCGAAAGGGAUUUUUUCUAGAGCCGACUGUUUUCCAGGACGUUACCCCGAGCAUGAGAAUUUAUCGCGAAGAAAUAUUUGGUCCUUUUGCGGCUAUUUCGUCGUUCGACAACGAGGUAGAUGCUAUUCGGAUGGCAAAUGAGACGGAGUUUGGACUGGCUGCAUCUAUUUUUACAAAGGAUAUGCAAAGGGCGCACCGAGUUACCUCGCAGCUCGAAGCGGGCAUGGUAUGGAUCAACUCGUCGACAGAUUCGGAUUUCCGCGUUCCAUUUGGCGGCGUGAAGCAAAGCGGGGUGGGCAGGGAAUUGGGCGAGGCUGGAUUGGAAGGGUACAUGCAAACGAAAGCUGUUCAUGUCAACGUGGGCCUUGAAAUAUAA